This is a messenger RNA of Nilaparvata lugens (brown planthopper), 3479 nucleotides long. RefSeq names its product cytochrome P450 4c3. Gene Ontology annotation, molecular function: heme binding; iron ion binding; monooxygenase activity. The transcript has 12 exons. The coding region runs from base 1086 to 2669 and encodes 527 amino acids. NCBI's taxonomy places the organism in Eukaryota, Metazoa, Arthropoda, Insecta, Hemiptera, Delphacidae. The record is from RefSeq and is a predicted model, not a curated record.
CACACUAUUCUGACAUCAUAAAUUGGCAGUGUGCUUCAGUAUGAACAUUCAUAUUGAAUACCUAUUGGAACGUCUGCGGAACAAAACACAGGGGGUGUUUCUAAACUUCCUACCAAACAAAGAGCAUUGAUAUCAUUCACGAGGUAUGAUGACAUUCAACCAAGCUGCUCUAUAGUGAGAUUCACUCUAAAAUGUCAGCAUUAGUUGAACGUGACGAGCUACGAUGUUAUUUAUUAGGUACGCUGACACACAACCAAGCAGCUUUACACUGAGACAGUGUCAGCAUUAGUUAAAGGUGAAACAUUGGUGCUAUUCACUAGCAAUACUGACUGUUGAAAGUGAACUACCCUUUAGAGUACCCAAGUCGGUCAGCAUUGAUUGAAUGGGAAGCAUUGAUGUUAUUCAUGAGGAUUGCUGACAGUCGAAAGUGGAUCUUCUCACAGUAAGUGGCUAGCCUCUUCAAGAGGCUUCAAGGGCCAUGAACAUUUUCAGGCCAGUCUACAACAAUCAAUUAGUUACGGAAGCCUGCAACUGUGAAUAGAUUUUUUCAUUGGGGGUGAGUUCUUUCAUGAAAGACUUAUUAUUUCGAAUACCUUCUUUUUCGAGGGGAAGUGGUCUGGUGGUAAAGUGGGGGAAGAGAGAGAUUGCAUUGCAAGCUUCACUACACUGAGCGCUACGAGAGUCAAACUCCCUGACUAUGCUCCUCCAACGCCAAGGAAGGAAGCCAUUCAAACAACCUUAAGAUGUGCUAUGGUCCGUGGUCGAUCGACAUAAACCAGGGAUUUCAAAAAACACCAUAAAAAUCGCGUUGCGGAAACGCAUGUGGAAAUGAGCCUUGUCAAAUGACCGCGCCUUCAGGCAGGUUGUCAAUCAGCAUAACACAUGCAUUUUGAAGCGUAACAAAAUCGAGUUCAGUCAAUUCUUGAACAAUAGCCAAUUUAUAGGGAUGAAGUUGAAGGUCUCCAUGGAAAAUUCGUCGAACAGUGGAGUCAGAAAUUGCCAUAGCAGCUGCCUGUUCGCGAGCCAAACGCCGGGGAGAACGCACAACUGACUGCCUCACUCUUUCGAUAUUUUCUGGAGCUCUGAUGCGAGCUGUAAGGAUGAAUCUCCUUCUACUCUGGGAGUGGCUUGCAUCCGUAUCAGCAAUCACUCUCCUUUUCUAUUACGCUCAAUACAAAUUGAGAAGACAGCAUCUGGAGAAAUUAGCUGCAGAAUUGCCAGGACCAAAGCUUUUGCCCUUUGUUGGUAAUCUCUUCUACUUUUUUGGAGUAACACAUGAAGGAUUUAUCAAACGAGUAGCAGAGCUUGGAAAGAGCUUCGGAAGUGAAGGAUUAGCAAGAAUCUGGCUUGGUCAUCAGCUUGUAGUGGGGGUGUAUAAAGCCGAUACCCUCGAAGCAAUUCUAUCGAACCCCAAAGUGAUAGACAAGGGAUAUCUAUUCUCUUUCUACAAGCCACGCACAACCGGAUCUUUUGCCACAACUGGUGAUGUAUGGAAGAUGCAUAGAAGGUUCACAAACAAAAUGUUCCAGCCAAAUUAUAUGGAAAGAUAUAUCAACAUCUUCAAUGAGCAGAGCAAAGUUUUAAAUCAAUAUAUAGCAGAACACUUGAUAAAUAAAGCAGUGGACAUAUCACGACCUGUAAUGCACUGCACAUUGGAUACUAUAUGUCGUACAGCAUUUGGUGCUAAGAUGAAUCUUCAAGACAACGAGACAUUCACAUUUGUCGACGACCUCUCAAUAUCUUCUGAAAUAAUUGUUGCAAGAAUGUAUAAGCCUUGGUUCUAUUUCGACCCGAUAUUCAGAUUGACACCAGAUGGAAAAGAGAUGUACAUGAGAGUGAAGAGGCUUCAUGAGUUCACAAAGGCGGUAGUUGAUACGAGGAGAGAAGCUGUUGAGAAGUUCAAUUCAAAAUUAGAAGAGAAUGGAAACAUUGAAGGGGUGGACAGUGCCGGCUGCAUUGAAGAACUUGAGCCAGCGCCCUAUUUGGAUGUGAUGAUCGACUAUGCCAAAGAGGAGAAAUUAGAGGAAGGAGUAUUCUUGAGAGAGGUUUUGGAUGUUAUUAUUGGUGGAGCUGAUACUUCAGCGAUAGGAGACAGCUACGUGCUGGUUCUUCUGGGAAUACACAAAGAAUGGCAAGAGAAGAUCCAUAAUGAGCUGGAUGACAUUUUCGGGGAUUGUGAAAGGGAUGUGACAAUGAGUGACUGCAACCAAAUGACGCAGAUGGACAUGGUCAUCAAAGAGACACUCAGGCUGUACACGGCGCCUCACUCUUUGCGACUACUCACUGAAGAUGUACAACUGGGUAAAUAUAUAGUACCAGCUGGCACUACAAUCUAUUUGGCCAUGUACCUCCUACAUCGAGACCCUUUGUAUUGGGAACGUCCUCUAGACUUCUAUCCGGAUCAUUUUCUGCCAGAAAAUGUAGCAAAGAGGCCCAAGUUCAGCUAUCUGCCGUUCAGCCAUGGACCUCGAGGAUGUCCAGGAUCUAGAUACGGAGUGCUAUCGAUGAAAGUUGUUUUGGCCAACGUUCUAAGAAAGUUCAAAGUUGAAUGUGAUCUUGACUUCAAGAAGAUGGAGCACAAACCCAGUUUAAUGCUGGAAUUGGUUGGUGGGUAUCCAGUAAAACUGAUUCCAAGGAGAAGUUCACAACAUGGUUCAAUCAACAAUUGAAAUUAUUGCUCACCGACUCUUACUUCACUUGCAAAUUAAGUUGAAUUUGUGGUUUUUCUGUUCACAGAAAUCCUAAUCACUAUAAACUUGAUCCUUAUUUUGAUAUUCCUUUAAUCUAGGUUGCUUGAAAAUUCUCAUGUAAACAGAAACCCAGAAAAGAAUGGAAUAAUAAUUGAUAAGCUUACCUAGAAUAGAAUUAAGUCUACCUCUUUAAUAUUUGUUUCUAGUGUUAGUAUGGAGAACAUAUUCAUCAUUGACUUUACUCAUACUAUCUGUAUAAAAUCAGUCUAGAUAGAGAAAAUCAACCAGAUUUCAAAAAAUGAAUAGUCAUAUUGAUGUGAUUGAUUAUGUUAUAUGAAGUUAUUUUUCAUUGAGAAUGUUUUGUUUACAAUUUAUCAAUAGUUGAACAAAUCUCUCAUCAACUUGACAUUUUUCUUUAGUGCCUAAUAGACUGCUUAUUUUCAACUACACAGACAGUUAUUCAGCUUACUUUAAAUGAAUUGUACUAUUGAAAUUCAAUUGUUAUAAUCUCGAAUGGCACUUCCAAUACAAUAAUAUUAUACUACAAAUAUAGUGACUGAAGAUUAUUAGGAUUUCAAUAUUCUCACUAGCUUAUUAUCACUUCAAAGUCUACUUCUUGAAGUGGCUUUACACAUCAAGGAAAAGUUGAUAUGGUCAGCUUCAAGCAGGGGUGCCCAGCCACCCCAAGGGCAAUGGCGCAUGCCCCCCCCCAAUCCAAGUGUAAUGCCCCCCCCAAAGUACCCCAAUUCCCAACCCCUUUAGUUUUUAACAUUAGUCAGUGUAUGACAA